Molecule: messenger RNA, 1326 nt
Organism: Effrenium voratum
Lineage: Eukaryota; Dinophyceae; Suessiales; Symbiodiniaceae
Source: the annotation of a GenBank genome assembly
AUGGCGCUUUCGGCACCGCUGCGGCGCUUGGCGGUUCUGGACCCAGAGACGGAUCAGGAGGCCUGUGCUGCCACACAGCUGGACAGCGAUGUCUCGAGUCCGGAGGCUCCGUGCAGCCCGCCGGAAGCGGCGCCGGAGGCGGCGCCGGAAACGGCGCCGGAAACGGCGCCAGAAACGCCAGAAACGGCGCCGGACCCGCUUUCUUUGCCGCCGCCGGAUCCGGUGACUCCACCUAGGAAGCGGAGGCGCAGGAAAAGCAGUCCCGGCGACACCUCGCCUUUGACGCGCACGCCCAUCGCCACGCCCACGCCAAAGAAGGCGGUGCGGCGCUCCCCACGGCUCAAGGCGGCAUGUCGGAGCUCCAAACAGCGGCAUCCCGUGCUGGCCCUGAGCGGAGUGGAGCUGCCGGCGGCCCAGUACCGGGCUGCGGCCCAAGUCCUGGCCGCGGCGGGCGGGCAUUUCACCAAGACCUGGACGCCGGAGGCCACACACCUGGUGGCCGGCAAGUUGCGAAGGACCUUCAAGAUGAUGUGCGCCGUCUGCGCAGGGCUGCCGGUGGUGGGGCCGUCCUUUGUGGCCCGCCUGGUGCGUGAGGGCAAAGUGCCCUUCUUUGAGGAGCCGCGGCCGGAGGAUCUGUUGCGGGACGCCGCCGGCGAGGCGGCGCUGGCGCGGCGGUUCGGCGGAGGCUUCAGCCUGGCGGCGUCGCUGGCGCGGGCGCGGGAAGCGCCGCUGCUCCAGGGGAAGAAGGUCUACGUGUCGCCGGAGGCGCGAAAGCUGCCGCGGUCGCAGCUGAAGCACCUGGUGGAAGCAGCUGGGGGCACCUGGCUGCAGCCCGACCCGAAGAUGCUGAAGAUGGGCGCCAUCAUGAGGUGUAGCUAUUGCCAGCUGCUGGUCCGGAACGCGCCGAAGGACGUCUCCGCAAUGCGGCGCUUCUGCGGCAGCUCGGCGGCGCAGAUGGCGGAGGUGUCGAAGGCUCCGCAGGCCGAGGCGGAGAGCUUCUGCCUGCGGGUGGCCUCGGAGUACGGGGAGGAGCUUUCAGCCGCGGCGGAACUGCAGGAGGACUUGGCCAGCUUCUGCGUGGAGGAUGGCAUUUGCCCCCGGCUUGGGAAGGACAAGGAGGUGGACGGCCUGGUGGAAGGCAUCUUGGGCGCCUUUGCCGACCGCUGCCCGGCCCUGCCGCCCCGCGGCCCCGGGCUCCUGGUCUUCGGCCGCGCUGGCCACGUGGAGCGCUCUCUGGACCUCGAAGCGCUGCUGGAGGCCGCCUGCACCCAGCGCCUGCGCCCCGAGGCUUUCCGCCUCGACGCCGGCGAUCUUCCGGUGGCCUAG